Molecule: messenger RNA, 928 nt
Organism: Micromonas commoda
Lineage: Eukaryota; Viridiplantae; Chlorophyta; Mamiellophyceae; Mamiellales; Mamiellaceae
Gene: TIM17
Product: mitochondrial import inner membrane translocase
Exons: 3
Coding region: 71-844 (257 amino acids)
Biological process (GO): protein targeting to chloroplast; protein insertion into mitochondrial inner membrane
Cellular component (GO): TIM22 mitochondrial import inner membrane insertion complex; chloroplast inner membrane
Molecular function (GO): protein binding; transmembrane protein transporter activity
Source: RefSeq, a predicted model, not a curated record
CCCUGCACAGUGUGAACUGCGUGCACGGCUACAGCACUCAGCAACACAGAAAACAAGGCGGACAGCAAAUAUGUUCGGAGGUUUGGAAGAGAAGAAAAACGAAUUUGAGUCAUGGAUGCGAGCGCAGCCCCCAGCGGUUGAAAUUGGGAUAACCUCCGCAACAAGCGCAAUACAAGGCGGCAUUCUUGGCUUCACUCUAGGGACUGUCAAUCAGAGCAUCGAGAAACAGGCCGCAAACAUGCCGAAUAAAUCCGUGAUGCCUACGAGUGGUUCUUUCUCUGGCCCUCCAAGAGUUCUUGCCUUGAACCUCGCGGUUUUCACCGCAGUGCAAGGAGGACUUACACUUGCUGUCAAGAGAUACAGAGGAGUGGAUGAUAUCCAGACGAACAUGAUCGGUAUGUUUGGCGCUGGUGCUGCCUUGUCACUUACGACGAACAUCGCGGGUAAUCAGCCGGCUGCGCCAGGACAAGUAAAACCUUCGACGCCUUUGGGCUAUAUGACAGACGCCGCCCGCACCGGAGCCCUCUUCGCCGCACUGAAUGGAGCUUUCAUGAAAAUCGGGCAAAUGUUGUCCGGAAAAGACUCUUCACAGGAUGUAUACUAUUAUCAUACAAUUUGCAUGCUAAAUGCACUUGGACUUGAAAAGUACGAAAGAAAUUUUAGGAAGGGCAUGCUCAUGGACGAUUGCCUAGCCCUUCUUUCUGAUAGUGCACUGCGAGAAGUCAAGAUACCUCCAGGUCCUCGCCUCAAGAUAUUGAACUAUGUGGCUGCCAGCAAGGUCAGCUCACAGUUCGACGUUGUACAAGACAGUUCCUUUGGAGUGGACGACGUGAGGCACGCAUGAGUGGCAUCGAUUACGCGGCGAAUAUAGAUUCAACUUCAUCCAUUCUAGAGCAUUAUCAUCGUAAUCUCAAACAUCUCUUAUAAC